AUGGCAUAUAGCACCCUUUGUCCGACCUGUACACGUGCUCUGCACUUCGACCAGGCCAGUUGGGAGGAGGAAAGGCGCAAUAGCUCUAUGUGGCCUCUGCGACGGCACCACGACUCACUAGGGUCGUUUCGAAAAGCAGCCUCACAGAAUUGUUACAUUUGUUGCAGAGUAUGGGACAUGCUUAUAUCCGGCAAGGCGACUAGUGCCGAGCGUGAACCUACCUGGAAAGAGGGCUCGGAAACAGAUUGGGAUGGCAUGCAUUACGUUGUCCAGCACGAUCAUGAUUCACCGGCAAUUCUUCUCAUGAUUUGUUGCCCCGGCUCGAAACAGCACUCACAUUAUAUACCGUUUGAAUUAAUGCCAAGAAACGGUGAGUGGUGCUUUCUCUUUUUCAAGCCAGUCCACAUUGAAAGAAAACUAACUUCGGUGGAAGACAACUACUGGAUUCGGUAUGAUGCUCGGCCAUCAUUGUCAUCUUCAACCUCAUCUCCUUCCACACUUAGACUGAUCUCCAAAUGGAUCCAGUCAUGUCAAAAGGGUCACAAAUCGAGUAUCUGUACGAAGGAUGUUACGCCUUGGCAACCUACGCGUUUGCUAGACAUAGGUCGAUCCAAAGAUGAAACCUGCAGAAUUGUUUUGCGACCACAGAACAUUACUCAGACCCGCACAUAUAUCACACUGAGCUACAGAUGGGACGCAAAAAAACAACCUCGACUGUUGUCCUCAAAUAUUGAUGAACUACUUCGAGGCUGGGCAAUACGAACACUCCCAAAAACAUUCAGAGACACCAUAGUUGUCGCCCGUGCCCUUGGCGUAAGACACCUAUGGAUCGAUGCAUUGUGUAUUAUUCAAGAUUCUCAUGAAGAUUGGGAGCGUGAGUCUGCAUGCAUGGGCUUAGUUUACUCCAAUGGACUAUGUAACAUUGCUGCCUCGGCAUCUGAUGGACCAGAUGGUGGCUUGUUUCGGAGUAGAAAUGCCGAAAGCAUCCGCCUAGGAUGUGUUCGAGCGAAUCCUCUUCCUGAAACUCGAAGUCAGACAUUUAACAUCAUCGACACUCUUUACACCCACCGGCAGCUACGGUACACACCUUUCUUCAAAAGAGGAUGGGUAUUUCAAGAGAGAAUGCUUGCGCCAAGAGUGAUUUACUUUGCAGAAGAGCAGGUAUUCUGGGAAUGCCACCAAGAACUGAAAUGCGAAGCAUUCCCAACUGGUAUCCCUUUCGCUGGUUCUUUCAAGGCACUACUUCCAGAACGAUUAACCACUUUGUCGGCUUGGUCACGGGGAAAGUGUGUGCCAUGCACCAUGUUCCGACAAUGGAAUCGUGCUGUUCAGGAUUAUUCGGAUAGCCAGUUCACGUUCAUAAGCGACAAACUUCCUGCUUUUAUGGGAAUCGCCAGCUAUUUCGAACCCUUUAUGGAAACAGACUACGCCUUUGGUAUGUGGAAUGUUGGUCUUGAGAGGCAGCUGGGAUUCUCGGUAGAAUACCCGGUCGUGAAACAGAGUAAAGACUAUCGAGCGCCAUCAUGGUCUUGGGCAUCCCUCGAUGGUCCUGUACUAUAUACUUACUUACUCUCCGGAGAAAACCCCAAGACUUUCAUGCAUAUUCAAUUCGAAGAAGACGGGUUUUUGCAGGGCCAACUACAUUUACAAGGAGUCUUAACUCAUGCUACCUACUCUCAUGCAACGUCAAGAAGGAAGUCAAAUGUAGUUUUGGAAGACGGGACAAGCCUCGAUCUAAUACUUUUAAAAGAUCAUUUGGGGGUUGUUUUCAGCAAAGGCACAAAGCUCACGCUUCUAGCGUUUGAGUCUUCACGUGAUCCAUCCCCAUUUUUGGACUGCGUUGUUCUGGAGCCGAUUCUUUGUACCUGGCCUGUAACGAAUUAUAGGCGAAUUGGUUUUGCCCAUGUAUUUCAAAAAGAGGAGUUCAAUUCUGAAUUACUCGAACCAGAGAAAUUUCGCUCACUAGGGGUCACAUUUACGGAUAGUUCGGCUAGUACUGAGGCAUCAAGACUUUCGAGCUUGAUUAUGAUUUAA
This is a messenger RNA of Fusarium fujikuroi IMI 58289, 2034 nucleotides long. RefSeq names its product related to tol protein. Lineage: Eukaryota; Fungi; Ascomycota; Sordariomycetes; Hypocreales; Nectriaceae. The coding region runs from base 1 to 2034 and encodes 677 amino acids. The record is from RefSeq and is a predicted model, not a curated record. The transcript has a single exon.